AAAAUUGAAUCGAACGAAUUGAAAUGAAGUACCACAUUAAAUAUCUUUUUAGAUUUAAAACCCCAAAAUGGAAGAGUAUAUAAACCCCAGAAUUCCCAAUAUAAAACAGUUCCCAAAAAGUACCAUGUUCACCCUCCAAAUUCACACCGUCGACUCACCUCAACCUCUUCCGACCACCACCACAAUCGCCACCACUUCCUCCGCCGCACACGGUCCAAACCCUAACAACAGUAGCAAUAAAAGUAGCCUGAAUCUAUCGGAACUUAGAGGAAUCGCCCAUCUCUUCCGCCACCUUCCGUCGUCUUCCACUUCCACUGCCACCACUAUUUCCAACCCUAUUUCCCGUACAACCACCGUCUUCAUUGUUGCCGUUCCAAAUUACCUAUCGCCCGAUGAUUUCCUACUCUUCUGUGGGACUCAUCUUGCCGAUUUCUCACAUGUCAUGUUCCUCAAGAAUGACGGAGUAGAACAUAGUUACAGUGUGUUGAUCAAUCUUGUUAGUCAAUUGGCUGCCGAUGGGUUUUACUGUAGCUUCAAUGGCAAAAGGUUUAAGCCUACUGAGGCUGAGGUUUGCCAUAUAUACUUUAUUCAAUCAGUGGAGUACGCAGAGUCAGCCUAUAUUGCAAGUACCCCUCCUGUUGGUUAUACUGAAUUGCCAACAUGUCCAGUAUGUCUUGAAAGAUUGGACCAAGAUACAAGUGGAAUACAGAGUACACUUUGUGACCAUUCCUUUCAGUGCUCUUGUGUCUCGAAGUGGACCUAUUUGGCUUGCCAAGUGUGUCGACUUUGUCAGCAGCAAGAUGAGAAGCCUGCUUGUUCAGAGUGUGGAACAGUGAAGAAUCUUUGCGUUUGUCUGAUUUGUGGUUUCGUAGGGUGUGGAAGAUAUGAGAAAAAGCAUGCAAUAAAACAUUGGACUGAUGCAGCGCAUCACUAUUCACUUGAAUUGGAAACCCAACAAAUCUGGGAUUAUGUAGGGGACAAGUAUGUCCACCGAUUGAAUCAAUCGAAAGGUGAUAGCAAGUUGGUUACUGUUAAUUCUCGUUGUACUGCAGCUGAUGGAGAAUGUACUACUUGUGUGCAUGAUGAGGAUUCAAGUUUUAGUGGUGCCCUUUUUAGCAGCAAAGUUGAUUCGAUUGUUGAUGAGUACAACGAUCUUCUUGCUAGUCAACUGGAGACUCAGAGACAACAUUAUGAAUCUCUACUAGCUGAGGCAAAAAGUGGAAAAGAGAGCUCAAUAUCCAGAGCAGUGGAGAAGGCGGUUUUCUCUAAGAUGAAUGACUUGCAGGCUAAGGUAGAAAUGUAUACCGAGGAGAUGAAGUCCAUUGCAGAGAGGAAUCAAGUGCUUCUGAAAAACCAAGAGCUUUUGCAGACAAAGUAUAAAGAAGCAGAAGAAAGGGAAAGGUUAUUACUCAAGUUGAAGGAUGAUAACAUACUGGACCUCAAGGAACAGAUACGAGACUUAAAAGUUUAUGUUGAAGCCCAGAAAAAACUUUCAAAUAUGGGAAUUUCAGAUGGGAAGGGAGGGACAGUUCUAUCUGUAGAAUCCAACAAGCAAUCUUCCAGCAAUUCUCGAAGGCGAACGAAGCCAGGUCGAAAACGGAACUAGCAGCAAUUAGUCAUCCUCUGCUCUUGUAUUAUAUGAGUUUUGAGCCAUGUACAUGGGAUGGUCUUGCUCAGUUUUGGUGAGGGUAAAAAAAGUCUCGAAAGUUUGUAAAUUCCUGAAGUUGGCCAGACAAGUUUUUGUACAAUCUAAAAGUUUCUUGUCAUUUCAAUGAGAAAAGCAAAACUUUGUAGACUGGGUCAAGUAGUUUCAAGUUUAGGAUUAUUUGAAAUAUCAAUAGACCCUUGUGGUCCUCUUGUAGAAAUGUAGGAUAAGGUUGUGUACAGUACUUAUGGCUGCCUUUUCGGGAUAUGUAUAUGCUGUUACAAAGGUGAAAAAGCCUGAACCUUUGAGACAAAAUGUGUGAGAAUUUCAGCUCAUUGAAGCCAAA
Molecule: messenger RNA, 1991 nt
Organism: Capsicum annuum
Lineage: Eukaryota; Viridiplantae; Streptophyta; Magnoliopsida; Solanales; Solanaceae
Product: BRAP2 RING ZnF UBP domain-containing protein 1
Exons: 11
Coding region: 68-1606 (512 amino acids)
Biological process (GO): Ras protein signal transduction; protein ubiquitination
Cellular component (GO): cytoplasm
Molecular function (GO): ubiquitin protein ligase activity; zinc ion binding
Source: RefSeq, a predicted model, not a curated record